This is a messenger RNA of Silurus meridionalis, 3410 nucleotides long. It is a transcript of the gene klhl13, whose product is annotated as kelch-like family member 13. Gene Ontology annotation, biological process: regulation of cytokinesis; protein ubiquitination. The coding region runs from base 495 to 2468 and encodes 657 amino acids. Lineage: Eukaryota; Metazoa; Chordata; Actinopteri; Siluriformes; Siluridae. The record is from RefSeq and is a predicted model, not a curated record. The transcript is spliced from 7 exons. Gene Ontology annotation, cellular component: Cul3-RING ubiquitin ligase complex. Gene Ontology annotation, molecular function: cullin family protein binding; ubiquitin-protein transferase activity.
UCUUCCUAUCCUCUGGUACGCGCUCGGCUGCAGCGCCGCUUCUCGUUGAUCUUCCGGCUGCGCUACGGGUUUUUACACUGUGUAUUUUACACGGUCUUCUCCUCGCUGUUCCGGUGGACCUGUUGUUCUUCAGGAGAUGUUCAGAGAUGUUCGGGGCGUUUGUGGGUUUAUUUUUUAUGCUGUCCGGACCUCAGUGCUGCGCGUUCGGCUAAUGACUAGCCCGCGCUGCUAAGAUCGGAGCGGAGCCGCCUCUCCUUCUCUUCUCCCCUGGCCUCGGGCAUCAGCACCACAGCGCACUAACACAGUGUACCGUCUUCCAUCUCCUCCUCCAUCAUCAUCAUCAUCAUCCUCCUCUUCUUCUUCUCUCAGCUUCCUCUCGGCCCGGGCUCGGUGGGAUGGAAGCCCUCCCCGGAAGCUUGUUCUCAGUUCGGAUCUCGUGAUACAUUUAGAAAUAAAAGCAAUAAUAUACUGAUUAUUAUUUUCUCCACCGAAACAUGCCGCUGAAAUGGAAAAGCGCUUCUCCUGUGAGCUGGAAAUUUCCCGUGCCUGUGCUUAAGACCUCGCGCUCCUCUCCGUUAUCCCCGGCGUACAUAUCCCUGGUGGAGGAUGAUGAUGCUCAUAUGAAGGUGUCCCUCGGCUGUGGUGAGAUGGGGCUCUCCGCCCACCUGCAGGCGUCCAAGACGGGCAACACUCGCUUCUUCACCAGUAACACGCACAGCUCUGUCGUCCUACAGGGUUUCGACCAGUUGAGGAUAGAAGGGCUGCUGUGCGACGUCACGCUUGUGGCCGGAGACGGAGACGAGGCCUUCCCAGUCCACCGAGCCAUGAUGGCGUCAUCCAGCGACUACUUCAAAGCCAUGUUCACAGGUGGGAUGAAGGAGCAGGACCUGAUGUGCAUAAAGCUGCACGGCGUGAACCGCAUCGGCCUGAAGAAGAUCAUCGACUUCAUCUACACGGCCAAGCUCUCGCUCAACAUGGAGAACCUGCAGGACACGCUGGAGGCAGCCAGCUUUUUGCAGAUCCUCCCUGUUCUCGACUUCUGCAAAGUGUUCCUCAUUUCCGGGGUGUCUCUGGAGAACUGCGUGGAGGUGGGGCGCAUCGCCAGCGCGUACAACCUGGCCGAGGUGGACAAGUAUGUGAACAACUUCAUCCUGAAGAACUUCCCGGCGCUCCUGGGGACGGGCGAGUUUGUGAAGCUCCCGGUGGAGCGGUUAGCCUUUGCGUUGUCCUCGAACGGCCUGCGGCGCUGCAGCGAGCUGGAGCUGUUCAAAGCUGCGUGCCGCUGGCUGCGGGCCGAGGACGGGCGCAUGGAGCACGCGGCGCGCCUCAUGCGCAACGUGCGCUUCCCGCUCAUGAGCCCGAGCGAGCUCAUCAACCACGUGCAGACGGUGGACUUCAUGCGUACGGACAACGCCUGCGUCAACUUGCUCUUGGAGGCCAGCAACUACCAGAUGAUGCCCUAUAUGCAGCCGGUGAUGCAGUCGGAGCGCACGGCCAUCCGCUCGGACAGCGCGCACCUGGUGACCCUGGGCGGCGUCCUGCGCCAGCAGCUGGUGGUCAGCAAAGAGCUGCGGCUGUUUGACGAGAAGGCGCACGAGUGGCGCGCCUUGGCGCCAAUGGACGCUCCUCGUUACCAGCACGGCAUCGCUGUCAUCGGGAACUUUCUGUAUGUCGUCGGAGGCCAGAGCAACUACGACACCAAGGGCAAGACCGCGGUCGACACGGCGUUCCGCUAUGACCCGCGCUACAACCGCUGGAUCCAGGUGGCCUGCCUCAACGAGAAGAGGACCUUCUUCCAUCUGAGCGCACUCAAGGGACAUCUGUACGCCGUCGGGGGCAGGAACGCUGCUGGAGAGCUCGCUACAGUGGAGUGUUAUAACCCCAGGACGAACGAGUGGACAUACGUGGCAAAAAUGAGCGAGCCGCACUAUGGUCAUGCAGGAACUGUUUACGGAGGAUACAUGUACAUUUCAGGCGGAAUCACACACGACACGUUUCAGAAGGAGCUGAUGUGCUUCGACCCAGAGGCGGACCGGUGGACGCAGAAGGCUCCUAUGACGACGGUGCGUGGGCUGCAUUGCAUGUGCACGGUGGGCGACCGGCUGUACGUGAUCGGCGGCAACCAUUUCCGCGGCACCAGCGACUACGACGACGUCCUGAGCUGCGAGUACUACAGCCCGGCGCUGGACGUGUGGACUGGCAUCGCGGCCAUGCUACGAGGCCAGAGCGACGUGGGCGUGGCCGUGUAUGACAACAAGAUUUACGUGGUGGGCGGCUACUCGUGGAACAACCGCUGCAUGGUGGAGAUCGUGCAAAAGUACGACCCGGAGAAGGACGAGUGGCACAAAGUGUUCGACCUGCCCGAGUCGCUGGGGGGGAUCCGGGCGUGCACGCUUACCGUGUACCCUCCAGACGAGCUGGCGCUCACGGGGUCGCCCAGCCGAGAGUCGCCCCUGUCCGCCCCUUGAAAACGGAGGGGGGAGAGAUGGAAAGAGAGGGAGAAAGACGUUGAAACAACAAUACUUGGACGCUUCGAGGGACUCGCGGUUUUUGCUCGGUUCAAAUCUCUCCCUCCAUGGAAUCUAUCUUUUUCUCUCUCUCUCAAUUUCUCUCUCUCCGGGAAAAGAAUAAUAGUUUGCACUUCGACCCCCACCCCUUUUUUUUUUUUUUUUUUUUUUUUUUUUUUUUUUUUGGUGAUGCCCUGCCUUUAAUGCCCCCUCUUUCUCUUUCCAACUUCUCUAUGCUGAAGACCCCUGAUUCCUUUAUCCCUCCUUAUUUUUGAGAUGGGAAAGAAAAAUUGGGACACGGGUUUGGGCAGCCUAAUUAUACCUUGGUGUUCCUUUUUUAUUAUUAUUUGUUUUUACUCCUCAAAUUAUUUGGCAGGAAUAAUCUUGACUUUGGGGGGAAAUGGAAAAACUAACAAAACAAACAACAACAAAAAAAAAAGACAAAUGACUUUGCAGUUCAACUUUUCUACCUGAUGCCUCUGGAGUUUUCAGUAUGCUGGUAUCGUUGUCUGAGACCCUGAGGUCCUACUCUACAGCACAUACCACCCUCAUCCCUUCUUUCCACUAUCGUUCGGUUUUCUUUUCCUUUUCCCUUCUUUUGUACUGGCUCUCUCUUUCCCAUCACUCAGUCUUCAUAGGAUCAUCUCUCCCUCUCAUAUCACAUAUGUGUAAGCUGUUCGGGGGGGUUAGUUGACCUUUGACUUCAGGAAGAGGAAACGGAUUUCAACUCAGGGGCUGGCCUGCCCCCCCCCGCCCCUUGUUCCCCCAGAACACUCCCUCGUUCCCUCGACAAACAACUGCCCUAAAAAUGACAUUUCAUGACAUUGUUCCUGCUGUUGUUAUGAACCAUUAAGGGGAAAAAAUGGUGUUUUCUAAAAUUUAAUAAAUCAGAUUUUGAGCAAA